Messenger RNA from Chinchilla lanigera (long-tailed chinchilla), 951 nucleotides. RefSeq names its product olfactory receptor 5A2-like. Gene Ontology annotation, molecular function: G protein-coupled receptor activity; odorant binding; olfactory receptor activity. Gene Ontology annotation, biological process: G protein-coupled receptor signaling pathway; sensory perception of smell. Gene Ontology annotation, cellular component: membrane. The record is from RefSeq and is a predicted model, not a curated record. NCBI's taxonomy places the organism in Eukaryota, Metazoa, Chordata, Mammalia, Rodentia, Chinchillidae.
AUGGCCGUGCUGAGGAACAACACGGUGGUGACAAAAUUCAUCCUCCUGGGGUUUUCAGAUCAUCCUCCAAUGAAGGCUUUCCUCUUUGUGCUAUUUCUGGGAAUGUACCUCCUGACCUUCCUCUGGAACCUGAGCCUCAUCGUCCUUAUCCGGACGGACUCCCACCUACACAGUCCCAUGUACUUCUUCCUCGGUAACUUGUCCUUCCUGGACACCUGCUACGUGUCCUCCACGGCCCCCAAGAUGCUCUCUGACCUCAUCACUACGCAGAAAACCAUUUCCUUUCUCGGCUGUGCCACGCAGUACUUCGUCUUCUGCGGCAUGGGGCUGACUGAAUGCUUUCUCCUGGCAGCCAUGGCCUACGACCGCUACGCUGCCAUCUGCAGCCCGCUGCUCUACAUGGCCCUCAUGUCCCACGCGCUUUGUUUAAAGAUGGUGGCUGGUGCCUACGUGGGUGGAUUCCUUAGUUCUGUGAUUGAAACAUACUCUGUCUAUCACCACGAUUUCUGUGGACCCAACACGAUCAACCACUUCUUCUGUGAUCUUCCUCCGGUCUUGGCUCUGUCCUGCUCUGACACCUUCACCAGCCGUGUGGGGGUUGUGGUUGGAGUGCUCUCUGUCCUUGUGGUCCUCAUCUCUUACGGGCACAUUGUUGCUGCAGUCCUGAGGAUCAGCUCAGCUAAAGGUAGGACUAAAGCCUUCAGCACCUGCGCUUCUCACCUGACUGCUGUGACCCUCUUCUAUGGCUCGGGUCUCUUCACGUACAUGCGACCUAGCUCCAGCUACUCCCUAAACCGGGACAAAGUGGUAUCCGUAUUCUACGCUGUGGUGAUCCCCUUGGUGAACCCCAUCAUCUACAGUUUUAGGAAUAAGGAGAUUAAAAAUGCCCUGAGGAAAGCCAUGGAAAGGGACCGUGUGCUUUCUCCUGGGCACUCGUUUUUCUGCCCCUGA